This is a messenger RNA of Pseudomyrmex gracilis, 2239 nucleotides long. RefSeq names its product metaxin-2. Bases 269 to 1285 code for a protein of 338 amino acids. Gene Ontology annotation, cellular component: SAM complex. NCBI's taxonomy places the organism in Eukaryota, Metazoa, Arthropoda, Insecta, Hymenoptera, Formicidae. The transcript is spliced from 5 exons. The record is from RefSeq and is a predicted model, not a curated record. Gene Ontology annotation, biological process: mitochondrion organization.
AAUAAAAAGCCGAUACUUCGUAAUUUUUCAACGAUAUCGUUAUCGUAUGUAACUGUUUCACAAUUGUCUGGAAAGUCUGACACAUGCAAUUUAAGUAAAAAAAAAAAACAUUCUUAUCAAAUUUUGUUUGCGAAGUUGCUGCAACGAUUCGCGUAGUGACGAUUUGCCCGGGCAAAUUUGUAUCUGUCAGAUAUAAAACUCGUUUGCAAAAUUUGCAGGUUGUGUCUUUUGAUUAAAAAACAAUUUAGGUUCUUUCAACGAAGGAAUUAUGCAAGUAUUCCGGGACGAAUGUCAAACUGUCGAUGAGAAAAAAAAUGAUCUGUCAUUCGCACGCAUUCUCCAUAAUUUUCUGUCGCGCUUCGAAUCUUUGAAGAAUAAAUUCCAGUUUGACGUGAAAGAAGUUGAAAAUUCCUACGCGAACGACUGCGUUGAUUUGCAAACUGACGAACCAUGGCCACAGCCGAUCAUUCUGUACCAACCGUACGAGGUGGAGCAGAUUCUGCUUCCCGACAAUGCCAAUUGCCUAGCCGUGCAGGCCUACCUUAAAAUGUGUCAGCUGGAUUUUCAAAUAGAACCGAGAAAAAAUGCUGAGUUCAUGUCACCGUCAGGUCGGGUGCCGUUUAUCAAAUGCGGCUCCAAAUUGAUAUCAGAGUUCGACAGUAUAGUGGCACAUUUGGCAAGCAGAGGAACUAGUCUGUCCAAAGAUUUAGACUCGGAGGCUAAAGUUGACAUGAGAGCUUAUCUGUCCCUUGUGAAUAAUGUUUUCUUGAACGCCGAGCUUUACAUUUGUUGGGCGGAACCAACAAUUUUAAAUGCAAUCACAAAGCCCAGACAUGGGAGUGUGUAUCCUUGGCCUCUUAAUCACUAUCUAAAUUGGCAAAAGAGACGAGAAGUCAUCAAAAAGCUCAAUGUGCUCGGCUGGUAUAACAAAAGCUUAGAGGAAGUCUUUGAAGAUGUAAAGAACUGUUGCAUAGCACUGUCGGACAGGCUAGGAGAUGAGGAAUUCUUCUUUGGGAAAGGCAAACCCAACGAAUUGGACGCCUUGGUCUUUGGUCAUAUAUUCGCGAUAAUCACAACGCCAUUACCUAACAACAAGCUGGCUAUGAUUGUCCAGAGCUACCCAAAGCUCGUAAAUCUCUGUAAACGCAUCGAGAUUAGCCUUUUUUCUCCUCAAGCUAUAGACAGUCAGACUAAUGAAACGCUGGAGUUCAAGAAUUCUACCAAUGAUCCAACCUGUAUCAAGGGUAUUGAAUUAAAAGAAAAUGGCAUUUUUUCCCUAAAAUAAAAAUUUAAACGUCAGUGUGUUAGGUGGUAAAAUAUUCAAAUAAAGACCGAGAGAGGCGCAGAGGGAGUGUUAAUUGGGUAAAAAAUUUUCGAAUGCGCAAAGUGUACCGUUGAUUAAAAACGUCGUAUCAAUCUUCGCGAUAUUUAUACAAUGUUUUUAUAUAUAAUUAUUGAAAUAUUUUUAUAAUAAUUUUAUAUAUAUAUGUGUAUCGUUAAGCGCGUUGUCACUGUGUAGCGAAGUAGAGAGAGGGAGAGAGAGAGCAGAGAAGAAACGUUAUUCUAGUCAAAAUACCAUUCUCCGUUUUUUACAUUUAAUAAUGCAUGCAAAACAUUCUCGGGAAAGGUAAAACAAUUCACUAUGUAUGUAAUAUCGUGGGUAAUGGUUGUAUGUAAGAUCUUUUGAAUAUAGUUUUUCUUUAUAUACAAUAUGUGUGUAUAAAACUUGUAUUUCUUGUCUCCAGCGUUUCAGUUCGUACCUUCGGAACGUAAUUCAGACGACUCGUCUGUUUUCGUGUUGUAUCUCUAUCGCAUUUUUCACGUACAUCUUUCAGUUAGUUUCCUCACUAAACACACAUUCUAACUUAUUGUUAACCAAAAUCGUAUCCAUACUUGAUGCAAAACAAAAAAAAAACAAAGACAUUCAGGAUAUAAAUCAGUUAGUACGCGAUCCAAGUGAUUUUUCACGAAUAACAAUCUGUUUUAUUGUUAUAAUGUGUUUGUUGUGCAUAAUGUUUGAGAGUAUAAUCUUAAAGUAUAAUAAACACUACAGGAUGUAAGAUUUUUUUUCGACACUCCUUCUGAUACAUUAUGCAGCUAACUUUUUUUUUUUUAAUAUCUCGAUUUCGAUUCUAUACUCCUUACGCUAUCAAUUGUACACAGAUUUAUAAUAUAAGCACAUAUAUAAUCGUAUUUUAAUUUAUAUAAUUAUAUGUGAGACACGCAUAUAAUUAUAUAU